This is a messenger RNA of Microdochium trichocladiopsis, 2553 nucleotides long. RefSeq lists its product as uncharacterized. The record is from RefSeq and is a predicted model, not a curated record. NCBI's taxonomy places the organism in Eukaryota, Fungi, Ascomycota, Sordariomycetes, Xylariales, Microdochiaceae. Bases 1 to 2553 code for a protein of 850 amino acids. The transcript has 2 exons.
AUGGCAGACAAUCCUGAGAAUCCCGUCACCCCCUCCAGGGCCUCAUCGCCGUCUGUAGAGCCCCAAGGUGAUGCUCAGCCCAAUUUUGACGAGUGGACUGAGCCCCUUCCCCUCCGGCUCAACCCUGCGAACCAGGACUCUGAUGGCGAGGUCGAGAUGACAGAGGCCGAGCAAAUCAGAGCAAUGGAGAAUGUCCACAUCACCACAGGUUGGAAUACGAUGCAAGUCCUCACCAUCGACAGCAGAGCUCGCCUCCAAAGCGACAUCGAGCAGGAGAUCCGGGAGAACCGCGGCCGCGGCCGUCAGCGUGAGCCCCGCAAGCCGUACGACCUGGACGAGAGCCUCGCAUGUCGCCAGGGUCGUGAUUAUACGGUGUGGGAAACUGAAGAAGAGAGAGCCAAGGCCGAGCCUCGCAAGAAGAUCGGCCAUUUCGACGCAGAGUGCGAUCACAAGACUCUGGCGAUGACCGCCAGGCUUCACACGACUUAUAAUGAGGACGAGAUUGACAUCUCGAUUGUCGCGGACAUCCAGGUCAACAUGGCGGGUAUCCCCGAUCACUCUAAUGUACUUUCCCCUGACGAUCACGCUGGCUCUGGUGAUGACGAAGGUAGCCAUGGAGAUGUGCCUCGGGAGAGUCCCCAGCCUGUUGCCAGUCAGGCACCUGAUGAUAGUCCGCACAGCGAACUCGGAAGCUGUCAGGACAGUGACCCAGAGGAGAGCCCUGAAGAGAUUGAUGCUAAGGACGAUGAUCAUCUUCAGCCUGCGAGUCUCAACCAAGAUCAGCCCCGUGUCCCUCAACAGCAGCCGAUCGCUCAGCAGUUGCUAGACGGCGUGCGUGCGGUGGCUAGCCGAGUCGGCCACAUUCCGCUUAUACGCGUCAUCCCCGCUGGCGACAACGACGGUGAGCAGAAUACACAGGCAGGACCUGCGACUCAGCGUGGAGUCAGGCGAGACAACACGUGCGCGUCUACCUGCCGAAGACUGCCCUACCCUCACGCGCCUUGCCCGGACGACGAAUCAUUCUGCAACAUCACCCCCGAGCCCACGGACCGGGAGCUCGCCAACGACAACUUCUAUGCCACUGGCCGCACGCCCGUCGCCGUCAGCUCCGACGGCUCGUUUGACUACUCGGAGCAGCGCGUCUCCGCGAGCACUCGAGCGGACCACGUUUCCCAGGCAAGACUUGCAACGGUCAACAUGCAAGACGCCAUCAGCGAUGAAGGUGGCUUCCAUCGCGCCCGGGCUCAGAUGGAGGCUGAAGGUUCUCAGACAGCACCCAGCGAUGCUCAGCGGCGGGCCACUCUCGAAGAAUCUCCUCAGAUCUACAACGAGGUGGAGCGUCGGGCGAAUCGUCUUGCCGAGAUCGAGCGAACUACCCACGCAGCUCAUUUCCAGGCAUACCUGGAUCGUGUCCGUCCAGCCGGACCGCAAGUCGGUGAAGAGUUCGAGAUCAUCAGUAUCGAUGAGCUCGAUGACAGCCCCCAGCAUGAGGAGAAUGCAAAUGCUGGCUCUCAGGCCUCUGGUGCUGCCUCUCAGAAUCAAGAUCAAGGUCAGGAGGAGCAGGACAACGAGGACGACUUGCGCAGUGUCGGUGGUCACAACCCUGGCGAUCGCGAGGAUGAUGGCCAUGCCGAUGCCGAUGAUAACCACGAGGACAGCAAUCAACAGGACGGCAAUGGCGAUCACAGCGAUAGCCCAGGUGAGGAUGGCGAUGACGCCAAUGAUGCCAACGACGACAACGAUGCGGGCCGUGGAGAGGACGAAGGCAACGACGCUGAUGACGAGGACAACGGUGAAGAGAACGAUGAUGAUGACGAUGCUUCACAAGCCCCUGGCGUCAACAGCACCGAUGGAGCAGGUGCUGCGUCUUCCUCGUCGUCGGCCUUGCCUACCACUUCCUCCCUUUCAUUGGAACACGGAUCGGGUCCUGAGUAUGGCAGCGCGCGGGCCAUUGACAUCCCAGCGCCGCGUCCGCCUCGCUAUUACCACUAUCGCGACCUCCCCGUCUCCGCCCGGGCCUCAGACCUAGCGGCACGUUUCUCGUCUAUGGACGCCGAGGUGUCACGCGCCCUCGAGCAGCCCACGAACGACGCCGAGUUUCCCCGGCCGUGGCACGCCCUCUUCCCGCUCUGGGGCCGCCACCCAUUUCGGAGUACUUACUACGGUAAUCCCACUCUGGCACACAAUCGCACGUCGAGGCUGAGCAACGUCCACAGCGCGUCUUCCCAGUCCGCCGGAGUCCCCGCCCGGCGCAUCGGCGACAGCGACCAGCCAGGCCGCCGCGCACCGCUCUUGAACCCCUUUGCCAACUCUGCGCUGCCGUCGUACAACACCACGUUCGAGCGUCAGCCCCUGCCUCCUGCUGGUGGCGCCCCUGCCCCUGUCAGCCGUGGUGGUAGCGGCAAAGACGGUGACGAUGUUGACGAGGCCGAGGAAGAGAUGCGGAAGAUGUGGAUGGAGGUCCCUGCUGUGCCCAAGGGCUACAGAGAGCACAAGGACUACUUUGAUCCCGACUUCGACCCUGAGGGCGACGGUGAGGCGGCUACCUUUUAG